UGUCCUUUUCUCUCCCUUUUGCGUUCUGGUUCUGAUUUCAUCCAGGAUCCAGGAUGACAAUCCGACACCAAGGCCAGCAGUACAGGCCGAGGAUGGCAUUUCUCCCGAAGAUUGAAGCAUUAGUGAAGGACAUGCAGGACCCAGAGACGGGGGUCAGGGUGCAGAACCAGAAGAUCCUGGUCACCAGCGUCCCUCACGCCAUGACAGGAAGUGACGUUCUACAGUGGAUCAUCCAGCGGCUCUGGAUCUCCAACCUGGAGGCACAGAACUUGGGCAACUUUAUUGUCAAGUAUGGUUACAUUUAUCCCCUGCAAGACCCCAAGAAUCUUAUUCUCAAGCCCGAUGGCAGCCUCUACCGAUUUCAGACGCCAUAUUUCUGGCCAACCCAGCAGUGGCCAGCUGAAGAUACAGACUAUGCCAUCUAUCUAACCAAGCGAAAUAUCAAGAAGAAAGGGAUUUUAGAAGAACACGAAAAGGAAAAUUACAAUUUCUUGAACAAAAAAAUUAACUACAAGUGGGAUUUUGUCAUUAUGCAGGCCAAAGAACAGUACAGGACUGGAAAGGAAAGGAAUAAAGCAGACAGGUACGCGCUGGAUUGCCAGGAGAAGGCGUACUGGCUGGUCCACCGAUGCCCUCCAGGAAUGAACAAUGUGCUGGACUAUGGCCUGGACCGAGUGACCAAUCCAAAUGAAGUUCAGGUAAACCAGAAACAAACAAUCACUGCUGUCAAAAAAGAGAUCAUGUAUUACCAGCAGGCCUUACUGAGGUCCACGGUGAAGUCUUCGGUGUCCCUUGGAGGGAUCGUCAAAUACAGUGAGCAGUUCUCGUCCAAUGACGCCCUCAUGUCAGGCUGCCUCCCUAGCAAUCCUUGGAUCACAGACGACACCCAGUUCUGGGAUUUAAAUGCCAAGUUGGUGGAAAUCCCAACCAAGAUGCGAGUGGAACGGUGGGCCAUCAACUUCAGUGAGUUGAUCCGCGACCCCAAGGGUCGACAAAGCUUCCAGUACUUCCUCAAGAAAGAAUUCAGUGGGGAGAAUCUGGGAUUCUGGGAAGCCUGUGAGGAUCUGAAGUAUGGAGAUCAGUCCAAGGUCAAGGAGAAAGCGGAGGAGAUUUACAAGCUAUUCCUGGCCCCAGGGGCGAGGCGGUGGAUCAACAUAGAUGGUAAAACCAUGGACAUCACGGUCAAGGGGCUGAGGCACCCCCACCGCUACGUGCUGGACGCUGCGCAAACCCACAUUUACAUGCUCAUGAAGAAGGAUUCUUAUGCUCGCUAUUUGAAAUCUCCAAUCUAUAAGGAAAUGCUGGCCAAAGCUAUCGAACCCCAGGAGACCACCAAGAGAAGCUCCAGUCUCCCAUUUAUGCGACGUCACCUGCGCUCCAGCCCGAGCCCCGUAGUCCUGAGGCAGCUGGAGGAGGAAGCCAAGGCUCGAGAGGCAGCCAACACAGUGGACAUCACCCAGCCUGGCCAGCACGCCGCCCCCAGCCCCCACCUGGCCGUGUACACUGGGACCUGCGUGCCCCCCUCUCCUUCCAGCCCCUUCUCUCCCUCCUGCCGCUCCCCUAGGAAGCCCUUCCCCUCGCCAGGCCGCUUCAUGCGAAGACCCAGCAACAGCGUCUGCCCCUCACCCAUUAGGGUGGAUGUGGAGAGCUCCUUGGGCUCCGAGCAGAAGGCGGAGGCCAGUGGAUCCAGUGUCCGCCAAGGACCCUCAAACGCUCUCCCCAGCGAGGCCUCCACCGACUGCCCCGGGCUCCAGCCCCUGCCCACAGCCCCUCCCAAGGCCCGCAUGGCUCAGUCCUUUGGCAGUUUUCUGAGACGAGGCUGUUUGGCUUCUCCGAUCUUUGCCAGGCUCUCGCCCAAGUGCCCCGCUGUGUCCCACGGGAAGGUGCAGCCCCUGGGAGAUGUGGGUCAGCAGCUGCCACGGCUCAAAUCCAGGAGGGUGACAAACUUUUUCCAGAUCAAAAUGGAUGUGUGUAUGGAGAAUGGCACCUGCCUGAUGGACUCAGAGGACACAGGAACAGGAGAAUCGGGUGACCGGGCUGUCAAGAAGGAGGUCAUCUGCCCCUGGGAGAGCCUGGCCUAGGGAAAAGCUGGCCGAGCCAGG
Messenger RNA from Pteronotus mesoamericanus, 2102 nucleotides. It is a transcript of the gene RGS9, whose product is annotated as regulator of G protein signaling 9. Lineage: Eukaryota; Metazoa; Chordata; Mammalia; Chiroptera; Mormoopidae. Gene Ontology annotation, molecular function: GTPase activator activity. Gene Ontology annotation, biological process: G protein-coupled receptor signaling pathway; positive regulation of GTPase activity; intracellular signal transduction. Gene Ontology annotation, cellular component: neuron projection; plasma membrane; cytoplasm. The record is from RefSeq and is a predicted model, not a curated record. The coding region runs from base 54 to 2081 and encodes 675 amino acids. The transcript is spliced from 19 exons.